GAUGGCAGACGCGGGCCGGCGGUGGUGCUGCGGACGCUACGCGCACCCUCGUUCGUCCAGCGUACUGGGAACAUCAAGAGAUGACUUUAGCCCAGAGAAGUUAGCCACCUGCUUGAAAGAUGCCCUGUUUGGUUACACAGCCUCUGCAGAUUUCAUAAUCUACAUUUUGGCCAUUCAUUCUCAUAAGCAAUGCCAGGCCAUCUGCAGACAUUAUCAUCUGCUGACUGCUCAGAAAAAGUUUGCAGAUAUAGCCACCUUUAUAGAACUUCUGGGUGCGCAGAAUAAUUAUAACAUGCAAAAGAUCAAGGAGAUUUUCUACAAGAUGUAUAGGUGUGAACUAGAUGAUGCAGCAGAGAAGGAAGUGCACGGCCAUUUUCAGAAGAUAAUUGCUUUAUUGCUGAAGACAGACAGAGAUGAAUCAUUUAAAGUAGAUCAUCAGAAAGUUGAAGAAGAUGCCAAGGUUCUAAGAGCAGCUGGAGUUGGGAUUAAGUAUGCCUCAGAUGCAGCAGUAUUGUUCACCUUCCUUAAUAGUCGAAGCUACAGUCACCUUAAAAAAAUGUUUGAAGCAUAUCAUAGAUUAACUGGGAAGACCAUUCAAGAAAAAAUAAAAAAUGAGUUUGUGACAGAAUGUUUCCAACAUGCCCUAGUGCUAUACGUGAACAUCAUAGAAGAUCCACUUGCCUUUUAUGCAGAAGAAAUAUACAAAUGUCUUCACAAUGAAGAGGAUCAAUAUGAGAAAUUAAUAAGAAUUUUUGUAUUGAGAUUAGAGGUUGACCUUGCAGACAUAAACAAUGUAUAUUUUCAUUUGUAUGGUGAAACUUUAGGAUCAGCUAUGACGAAAUUUGGGUCCGGUGGUUAUAACAUCCUAAAAUAUAUGUUAAGAGAAUUUACUUAG
This is a messenger RNA of Schistocerca serialis cubense, 895 nucleotides long. RefSeq names its product annexin A3-like. Gene Ontology annotation, molecular function: calcium-dependent phospholipid binding; calcium ion binding. The record is from RefSeq and is a predicted model, not a curated record. The coding region runs from base 2 to 895 and encodes 297 amino acids. The transcript is spliced from 7 exons. Lineage: Eukaryota; Metazoa; Arthropoda; Insecta; Orthoptera; Acrididae. Gene Ontology annotation, cellular component: cytoplasm.